This is a messenger RNA of Carlito syrichta (Philippine tarsier), 4111 nucleotides long. RefSeq names its product NPHS1, nephrin (gene NPHS1). Gene Ontology annotation, cellular component: cell-cell junction. Gene Ontology annotation, molecular function: cell adhesion molecule binding. The record is from RefSeq and is a predicted model, not a curated record. Bases 1 to 3591 code for a protein of 1196 amino acids. Gene Ontology annotation, biological process: cell-cell adhesion. NCBI's taxonomy places the organism in Eukaryota, Metazoa, Chordata, Mammalia, Primates, Tarsiidae. The transcript has 28 exons.
AUGGCCCUGAGGGUCCCCCUCAGGGUUCCUCUGCUGCUCACGGGGCUGCUGACCGCAGGCCUGGCGCAGUUGCCGAUUCCUGCCUCAGCCCCCCGAAGCUUCUGGGCCCUGUCUGAAAACUUGACGGCUGUGGAGGGGGCCUCAGUGGAAUUGCGGUGUGGGGUCAGCGCCCCUGGCAGUGUGGUGCAAUGGGCCAAAGAUGGGCUACUCUUAGGCCCUGACCCUAGGAUCCCGGGCUUCCCGAGGUACCACCUGGAAGGGGACCCUGCUAGAGGUGAGUUCCACCUGCACAUCGAAGCAUGUGACCUCAGUGACGACGCAGAAUAUGAGUGCCAGGUCAGCCGCUCGGAGAUAGGCCCUGAGCUCGUGUCUCCCAGAGUGAUCCUCUCCAUCCUGGUUCCUCCCAAGGUGCUUCAGCUGACGCCGGAGGCAGGGAGCACAGUUACCUGGGUAGCUGGGCACGAGUAUGAGGUCAGCUGCGUGUCUGGGGAUGCAAAGCCAGCACCUGACAUCACCUUCCUCCAGAGUGGACAACCAAUACCUGACAUCUCUGCUAAUGUGAACGAGGGGUCCCAGGAGAAAUUCUUCACUAUGGAGGCCACAGCCAGGGUGACACCUCAGAGCUCAGAUAAUGGGCAGUUACUGGUCUGUGAGGGGUCCAGCCCAGCUUUGGACACCCCCAUCAAGGUCGCAUUCACCAUGAAUGUUCUGUUUCCCCCAGGACCUCCUGUUAUCGAGUGGCCGGGCCUGGACGAGGGCCAUGUUCGGGAAGGGCAGAGCUUAAAGCUGCCGUGUGUGGCCCGAGGGGGGAAUCCCUUAGCAACCCUGCAGUGGCUGAAGAAUGGCCAGCCCGUGUCCACAGUGUGGGGCACGGAGCACACCCAGGCGGUGGCCCGCAGUGUGCUAGUGAUGACCGUGAGGCCAGAAGACCACGGUGCGCGGCUCAGCUGCGAGGCCUACAACAGCAUAUCUACAGGGACCCAGGAGCACAGCGUCACGCUGCAGGUCACCUUUCCUCCCAGUGCCAUUACCAUCCUGGGAUCUGCAUCCCAGUCUGAGAACAGGAAUGUGACGCUGUCUUGUAUCACCAAGUCCAGUCGCCCGCGGGUUCUGCUGCGAUGGUGGCUGGGCUGGCGGCAGCUGCAGCCCACGGAGGAAACAGUCAUGGAUGGACUGCAUGGCGGCCAUAUCUCCAUGUCCAAUCUGACAUUCCUGGUGCGGCGGGAGGACAACGGUCUGACUCUCACAUGUGAGGCCUUCAGUGAAGCCUUCACCAAGGAGACCUUCAAAAAGUCACUCACACUGAAUGUAAAAUAUCCUGCCCAGAAGCUAUGGAUUGAGGGACCCCCAGAGGGUCAGAGCCUCCGGGCUGGGACCCGGGUGAGGCUGGUGUGUUUGGCCAUCGGGGGCAACCCGGACCCCUCCCUAAUCUGGUACAAGGACGCGCGCACCGUGACCGAGUCGCGGCAGCUCCAGGAGCCGCGGCCGGUGCAGCUGGGAAGCCUGGAGAAGUCCGGGAGCACCUUCUCCCGCGAGCUGGUGCUGAUCACCCGUCCGUCGGACAACCAGGCCACGUUCACGUGCAGGGCGGGCCUGCUCCGAGCGUCCACGCGGCUCGCGAGGCUGGAAGGCGUGGCCACACAGCCCCCGAGCGCCCCGUUCAAAGGCUCCGCCGCGGCCAGGAGCGUCCUUUGGCGAGUGUCAUCCCGCGACCAUGGCCACCGCGUGACCUGCAGCGCCCACAGCGUCGAGCUCCGCGAAACCGUGAGCUCCUUCUACCGCCUGGACGUGCUGUACCCUCCAGAGUUCCUGGGGGAGCAGAUGUUCGUGGUGACCGCAGUGGAGCAGGGCGAAGCGCUGCUGCCCGUGUCCGUGUCCGCUAAUCCCGCCCCUGAGGCCUUCAACUGGACCUUCCGGGGCUAUCGCCUCAGUCCAGUUGGCGGCCCCCGGCAUCGCGUCCUGUCUGGCGGGGCUCUGCAGUUGUGGAAUGUGACCCGCGCCGACGACGGCUUCUAUCAGCUGCACUGCCAGAACUCGGAGGGCACUGCCGAGGCCCUAGUGCGGCUGGACGUGCACUAUGCUCCUACCAUCCGCGCGCUCCGGGACCCCACUGAGGUGAAUGUCGGGGGUUCUGUGGACAUAGUCUGCACUGCUGAUGCCAAUCCCGUCCUCCCCGGGAUGUUCCACUGGGAGAGGCUGGGGGAAGAGGAGGACCAGAGCUUAGAUGACAUGGAGGCGGUGUCCAAGGGAUCCACAGGGCGCCUGCGGAUUCACGAUGCCAAGCUGACCCAGGCUGGUGCUUACCAGUGCAUCGUGGACAAUGGAGUGGCACCUCCAGCACGAGGACUGGUCCGUCUUGUUGUCAGAUUUGCCCCUCAGGUGGAACAUCCCACUCCCCUGACUAAAGUGGCUGCAGCUGGAGAUGGCACCAGUUCUGCCACCCUCCACUGCCGUGCCCGAGGUGUGCCCAACAUCGUCUUCACUUGGACCAGAAAUGGGGUCCCUCUGGACCUCCAGGAUCCCAGGUAUACGGAGCACACAUACCACCAGGGUGGAGUCCACAGCAGUCUCCUGACCAUUGCCAAUGUGUCUGCAGCCCAGGAUUAUGCCCUCUUCAUGUGCACAGCCACCAACCCCCUUGGCUCGGACCACACCAACAUUCAACUCGUCAGCAUCAGCCGUCCUGACCCUCCAUCCGGAUUAAGGGUUUUGAGUGUGACCCCGCACUCAGUGGGGCUGGAAUGGAAGCCUGGCUUUGAUGGAGGUUUGCCACAGAAGUUCCAAAUCAGGUAUGAGGCCCUGGGAAUUCCAGGGUUUCACUAUGUGGAUGUCCUUCCGCCCCAGGCCACCACCUUCAUACUGACUGGGCUGCAGCCUUCUACACGAUACAGGGUCUGGCUACUGGCCAGCAAUGCCCUGGGGGACAGUGGACUAGCUGACAAGGGGGCCCAGCUCCCCAUCACUACCCCAGGCCUGGACCAGCCUUCUGGAGAACCAGAUGAUCAGCUGCCCACAGAGCAGCCUGCAGGGCCUCCGAGGCUGCCCCUGCUGCCUGUGCUGUUUGCUGUUGGGGGUCUUCUGUUGCUCUCCAACAUCUCCUGUGUUGGGGGAUUCCUCUGGAAGCGGAGACUGAGGCAUCUUUCUGAGGGCAUCUCAGAGAAGACAGAGGCUGGGUCAGAAGAGGAGCGAGUCAGGAAUGAAUAUGAGGAGAGCCAGGGAACUGGAGACCGGGACACACGAAGCUCCAUGGUUAGUACCACAGAAGCAGAGCCAUAUUACUACUCCAUGAGGGACUUCAGCCCCCGGCUUCCUCCCACACUGGAGGAUGUGUCUUAUUCCCAAGGUUUCACAGGUCUUGCAGAUGAGGCUGUGGCCUUUCCUGGGCACCUGUAUGAUGAGGUAGAAAGACCGUAUGCCCCGUCUGGGGCCUGGGCACCCCUCUAUGAUGAAGUGCAGAUGGGCCCUGGUGUCCUCCAUUGGCCUGAAGAUGAAUAUAAGGGCCCAAGAGGAGUCUAUGAUCAGGUGGCAGGAGACGUGGACACCAUGAGACCUGAUUCUCUACCUUUUGAACUGAGGGGACAUCUGGUGUGAGAGCCUCUUCAACACCUUUUUCUACACCCAUGGGACAUAACACUCCAGUGGUUUUUCAUUCCAGCCUGGGCUGAGCUUGUUGAGUGAGCUCCAUGACACAAAGGAACUGGGCGGUUUCAGGAGGGGACAGGGAGGCCUGUGUGUAAGUGACAGAAGAUGAUUCAAGCUAGUGCCAACGUCUAAACAAGGCUCCUCCUGGAUUUGGCUUUAGAAUCUAGGCUUCUCCAAAUGGACAGGGUGAAUUGUCAAUGACAUCUCAAAAAUGAAAUGCUGUUCUAGAGGUCCUUAUACUUUUUGAAGUUAAUUUUCAAAAGUGGGAAAAGAUAUUAAAAGUUCUUCAUUUUGAAUUCAGUUACACCUGAAAGACAUAAUACAGGUGGAGUUUAUGAACCGAUGUUAUAUUCUACCUAUUCUUGUUAUAUUAUCUUCUACAGUUAUCUAAAACAUGAUGCAUAAACUAUGACAUACAUGUAAACACAGACACUAUAGAAAAUAAAAUAUACACAGACUAUUACAAAAA